CGCCACAUGAACCCACAGUAAACAGCAACACACGAAUGCUGUUGCCACACACAGAGCGAGCUGGUACACCACAGCCUGAGCUAAGAGGCGCAGCUUUGUUGUUGCUCAAGUGAUGUGCUUGUCUGAUCUGGCCUAGUGGGACUGAAGCUGCCCUCUUACCCCUCCCUGAUCCUGUUGCUGUUCCCCCUUGAAGACCUUCACCAGCACCACCUCCUUCCUCUUCCUCCACCUCCUCUUCCUCCCUCCAGCUGCCCCUGUGAUGCCUUCCCCGUGCUGUGGCUACCUGUCACAGUACACCAAUCAUCAUCUGGUUGUCUUCCUCCUCACCUUCUUUAGCUACGUGUUGCUGCACGCGUCACGGAAGACGUUCAGCAAUGUGAAAGUGAGCAUCUCAGCCCAGUGGACGUCAUCCGUCCAGAAUGACAGCGCACAUGCUUUCUCUCCCAGUGAGACAUGGGAAGACAAUCACCUGUUUGCAGAUGAGAAUCAAGCAACUCUGUUCCUGGGAGCCCUGGACUCCAUCUUUCUCUUUUCGUAUGCCGUGGGCCUGUAUUUGAGUGGUGUGAUUGGGGACAGAGUAAACCUGCGCUAUGUCCUCUGCUUUGGCCUGUGUGGCUCUGCUGUAGUGGAGUUUCUGUUUGGCACUCUGACUGAAUGGCUCCACAUCUACAACAUCUAUCUGUACUGCUUCCUGUGGAUCCUGAACGGGCUGCUGCAGUCGGCCGUGUGGCCGUGCGUGGUGGCCGUUAUGGGCAACUGGUUUGGCAAAACAGGGCGAGGCUUUGUGUUUGGCCUGUGGAGCGCCUGUGCCUCUGUCGGCAACAUCCUGGGAGCCUUCCUCGCUUCCAGUGUGCUCUCGUAUGGAUACGAGUACGCCUUCCUGGUGACCUCGGUGGUGCAGUUUGCCGGCGGGGUGGUGGUGUUCUUCGGACUCCUCACCUCCCCAAAAGAAGUUGGUUUGAGUUUGGUGUCAGAAACUGGGCUCAGCCCAGUGGAGACGGACAGAGACAGCCACAGGCCUCUGAUAAGUGACGAAGAGGAUGAGGUGGAGGUUCAGGAACCAGAUGAUCCUCCAGUUUCUCCUCAGGCUAUUGGCUUCCUCCAGGCCUUCUGUUUGCCCGGAGUGCUUCCUUAUUCCUUGGCAUACGCAUGUCUGAAGCUCGUCAACUACUCCUUCUUCUUCUGGCUUCCUUUCUACCUGAGCAACAACUACAACUGGAAGGAGGUCGAGGCCGACCGCUUGUCUGUGUGGUACGACGUCGGAGGAAUCAUCGGUGGAACGGUUCAGGGUCUGAUCUCUGACUUCAUGGGGAAGAGAGCUCCAGUGUUGGCCGCCAGUCUGGCCAUGGCGAUGGCCGCUCUGGUGGGAUACAGCCGAUCACCCAACGACCAGGUCAUAAAUGCCGUGCUGUUGGCCGUCACUGGUUUCUUCAUCGGCGGCCCAUCCAAUAUCAUCUGCUCCGCCAUAUCUGCUGACCUGGGCCGACAGGCGGCUCUGAGGGGCAGUCAGGAGGCUCUGGCUACUGUGACCGGUAUAGUGGACGGAACUGGAAGUUUCGGAGCUGCAGGCGGACAGUACCUGGUGUCUCUGAUUGAAAGCAAACUGGGCUGGAUGUACGUCUUCUACUUCUUCAUCGUCAUGACAGGGGGCAGCAUUGUGUUCAUCAGUCCGUUGCUAUUCCGAGAACUGCAGGUGAUGUGGAGAGACAGACGAGCGCGGCGACACCAGCUGUGAGCUGCGUCUCGGCCUCUGGCGUACGCCGACGUCUCUCCUUUCCGAUGGCCGCGUCGGUGCAGCACAUCUGCUCACUGCUCAGGAACGUCUGCUUUAUUUGUCCGGUGAGUUUUGGGACGUGCAAAGACUCGGUGGUGGUCGGUUCUCACAGUCGGGGAUGGUUAAGGUGAUGUUGAGUCUCCCACACACACACACACACACACACACACACACAAAACCACCAGCGUAACAACAACCACACGAGCAGACGAAUGGACAUCCGUCCGUGGAUGUACAGACUCGUGUAUUAUACAAAUACAAGGGUUUAGAGGUUAAAGUUUCAGUCGCUAUGUACAGAAUGUACAAGUGUAAAUAUUUAAGGUUUAAAAAGGACUUGAAUAUUUUACAUGCACACAUGCUUGAAUUACGUUGAAUGAAUUUGUAUUUGUUCUUAAUUUAAAGACUAGGCCUUGAAAAUUGAUUGUUAAUAUUAUUUAUUAUUAUGCAGCCAUGUAUUGUUAGCUUUUUGUAGAUAUACAGUAUGUAAUUAGUUUUUAAUUGAAAUAACGGGUACGGCACUCUUACGUUUCUUAUACAUAUCAGAGUAUGAAAAGUAGAUUUUAAUGGGGGGGGCUUUAGCGACCACUUUGGGUUUCAUUUCCUGUGUACAGUUUUGUGUAAUCGAGUAAAGGGAAUUUUACGUUAAAGAUUUUAAUUAAGGAGACAGGUUCUCUCGGUUUUCACUACAUUCCUUUUUCACUUCCU
Molecule: messenger RNA, 2479 nt
Organism: Solea senegalensis (Senegalese sole)
Lineage: Eukaryota; Metazoa; Chordata; Actinopteri; Pleuronectiformes; Soleidae
Product: sugar phosphate exchanger 3-like
Exons: 14
Coding region: 260-1735 (491 amino acids)
Biological process (GO): transmembrane transport
Cellular component (GO): endoplasmic reticulum membrane
Molecular function (GO): transmembrane transporter activity
Source: RefSeq, a predicted model, not a curated record